Parathielavia appendiculata is the source of this 948-nucleotide messenger RNA. RefSeq lists its product as uncharacterized. NCBI's taxonomy places the organism in Eukaryota, Fungi, Ascomycota, Sordariomycetes, Sordariales, Chaetomiaceae. The record is from RefSeq and is a predicted model, not a curated record. Bases 1 to 948 code for a protein of 315 amino acids. The transcript has 7 exons.
AUGGAACCUGGAAUCGCCUUACUUGAGACUAAUUCGAAGCGUGCCCGCCAGGCCCACGAUCCGAGGACAUGCUGGAGACGGCAAUUUCAGUCAUCAGCUUCUCCGGGUAGAGCCCCAGCAGUAGGUCAAUACAGCCGAGGCGUAGUCACCAUCCAGUCGGCGCGGAGCUUGACAAUCGAGCCAUCACCUGUGCUGACAUCAGUUACCAAGGUGACGCUGCACUGCUGGUGUGGCUUGGAGCGGGCGGCAAGUCAUGAUUCACUCCAUGACCGUGUCAAAGACGACAUCACUCAACCGGUCGCACGGCGGCCGGAGUACGUCAAUGACCUCGCCGGCGGAGCCCCGAAUCCGCCGGUUCGAGUCGGCCAGUGGAUGAUCAAGUCCAGGAACCACGGCGCUCUCCCUUCCGGGCGGACCUUUGCCUCGGCCGAGCACACGGCAAAGGGACGUACCAUAACAGGAAAGCUGAAGGCGCGUACCUCGGAUGGAACUGAGGAACUGUACUUUGUCAAUAUCGCAUUCGGGGAAACCGGCCGCAUCUUAUUCCACGGCGAGUUCGAGUCCUCCAAGGUCAGGCUCCAGGACCCGCCCACCUUCUUCUACCUGUCAGAAUACGUUGGCAUGAACGCCACCUCCGUUCCAUUCGGGUUUCAAAUUCCGACCUACGAGGCCUACAUGGAGAAGUACCCCCUGGCCGAGCCGGCGGACGAGUUCAAUGACCGGAACCCUCUGUACAGCCUCAAGGGCGCCAUCAAAUACUCCGCAGGUCAUCCGGGGAGCGAGCUGAGGAAGACUCCGACUGACAUGGCGGAAAUGGCGUACAAUAACAUGUGCUCUCUCUGCAAGAAGUAUGCGCCAGUCGCGGGGAUCGCCAAGUAUGAACCGGCUAUUGACCCAGAGCUCACGGGACCUCAAACUGUGCCCCAUCAGGACACUAGGACGAUCUGA